GUGAGGUUGGCGCUCGAGAAGGGUUUCAGGGAGGCAAGUGCACGACCAAGGAAAGAUACGGGGAUCAGAGGGCUGACAUGGAGGAAACCCUUGCCAAAACGGCAUAGGUCCAUAUAGCAAUUCAAAAGACACAUGUCGAAAUUGAAAAGACACAUGUCGAAAUCGAAAAGAUUCACACUCUAGUCCAACCCUUUCUUUGGCAAGUUGGUUUUCUCUUCGCAGGGGCCACAUUGGUUCGUAUAAUUUUCACCCACUACCAUCGUUCUCUUCAAUUCUAAUAUAAAUCAGUUUGGGGGAUAUAUUGGGAAGGAAUACCUUGAAGAGAAAUAUUUUACCAGGCCACCUUCAGAGACUACGGAUUCUCCGGGCGCGGGACCUACCGUUACUCCUGAUCCGGCCGUUGCAGAGGGCAGGCCGCUUCUUAAAUAACAAAAGUAGUUAGCAUCGGAUUAAUAAAAGUAGGCGGGGUUUAAGCAAAAUAAACAUUCUUCCUACC
Messenger RNA from Tuber aestivum (summer truffle), 496 nucleotides. NCBI's taxonomy places the organism in Eukaryota, Fungi, Ascomycota, Pezizomycetes, Pezizales, Tuberaceae. The record is from the annotation of a GenBank genome assembly.